GAUGGUUUAGACGGAAUGAUAACAGAGCGAGAAAUAUUGUUGACCGCGAGUGUUUGUUUUGAACCCGGCAUCAACAUGAAGCUGGACGACGCCGCGUGCUUCUCUACCUCAGCCUCACACAAGAGAAAAUGUGAAUUUGACUGCGAGGACCGGCGAGCGAAAAGACCAUUGGUGCAGCCAAGGGUAAUGAUUGAUAUCGAUGUUCUACAAGCACGAGUGCAACAAGGUCGCGUUGCCACUCAGAUGUUAAGCCGACGCAAUAAUCAUGCCAUUAUGUAUCCGGUGAACUGUGACCCUAUUGAUGGGGUGUCACCUAACAUCCAUGCCAUGCAGGUUAAUCGCACCUAUUGUCACCGUUGUCUUCAAGGAGAGCCGGGUCAUUUUCGUCACAUCCUUGAAAAGUAGCUGCUGAAGACGCUUUUAUUCACGAGUACCUGCCCUAAGUUAAGACGGGGGGGGAACCAGAGAACAACUGAAGGGACUUUGACAUACAUAGACAAGAUAGAUAGUUGUGCAAUAUCGGGAACGUGACAGUGGUGUGAAUACAGUAUUCAACGUUGGGAAAAAACAUCCCAGAGGGAUUCUAAACGGGUCUUGUGACAAAGCAAGGUUUUUCGCUUCUGAUCUUUGUACAGUAUUUACUGUCAGUAUUGUCCCUUUAUUCAGAGACGAUUAUCAAAGUUGCAUAAUUGUUCAGUGUUGCCAGUUUUCUGAAGUUGUAUCACAAAAUUAGGUUUAUGUGAACUAAUCAAAUUACUGAUAUGAAAACCCCAUUUUUUGCUUAUAAUAUUGUGUACAGUAUAUCUGCAUACAUUUCUGCUGGUGCAUUAAUUUAUUUCACAUGGCUGCUAUAAGUUUAGGUUGAGUUUCCUCUCAAAUAUUAAUGAAUAUAUAAUUUCUUGAGAUGUGGAUUAUAUAAGUUGAUGUUUAAUGUAAUCUUUCAUGUUUAUUUUCUCCUAACCUAUAACCAUAUACCAUAUUGUUAAGUGUAGAAGCACUUUUAAUAUGUUAGCAUUGUGACUGAUCUGAGGUUUACGUGACAAAUGUAGCAAAUGUGAGAAAUGCAAGAGUUUGAUUUAUCAAUACUGUAUAGAGGUCUUGUUAUACAAAAUGCGAAACCUCUGCCUAGAGGGUAUUAUCUGGCAUAUAUAUAACACUUUAAUGCGAUAGUUCGUGGAGACUCAUUUUUAUUUUAUUUUUGUUUUGUGUAGCAUUGAAUGGGUUAGGGUUGGGCAUUUGUAAUUACCCAAAAUUACAAAAUUUGUUAUACAAAUGAGUGAAUCUAAUUAACUAGUCUAUUAUUAACUGUUCUUGUCUGCUUAAUAAAAAAAGGCAAUUAAUGUUAGAGGUUUUUGUGUGUGAGGUAUUGUUGUUGUAGUUUAGUUGAGGUAGUUCUUAAUGUACCUCUUAGAUUAGUUGAGGUAGUUCUUAAUGUACCUCUUAGAUUAGUUGAAGUAGUUCUUAAUGUACCGCUUAGAUUAGUUGAGGUAGUUCUUAAUGUACCUCUUAGAUUAGUUGAGGUAGUACUAGGCUAACCACAUAGAUUUUGUUAGAUUUGUACAAAAAAUAGCAUUUGACAUGAAGUGUAAGAAUUUAUUUGGGAAGAGCUCAAAAUGAAUGUGAAUCCCUUACCCUGACCCUUUCUGCAUGACUAGGCUAAGUUGCAAUAUUUGGUUCACAAAGAUAUUGGUGCAUGUGCCCAGUCAGCCUUCUAAGGUACAAAAUCUACAUGCCAUUUUUUAAACCUGUAACGGAUCACAAUUACAUUUCUCAAAUAAAUAGUUCAGCUGCAUAUAAA
Messenger RNA from Procambarus clarkii (red swamp crayfish), 1798 nucleotides. RefSeq lists its product as uncharacterized. Lineage: Eukaryota; Metazoa; Arthropoda; Malacostraca; Decapoda; Cambaridae. The record is from RefSeq and is a predicted model, not a curated record.